Messenger RNA from Homarus americanus (American lobster), 10104 nucleotides. RefSeq lists its product as uncharacterized. The transcript has 8 exons. Gene Ontology annotation, cellular component: plasma membrane. Gene Ontology annotation, molecular function: protein binding. The coding region runs from base 36 to 1415 and encodes 459 amino acids. The record is from RefSeq and is a predicted model, not a curated record. Lineage: Eukaryota; Metazoa; Arthropoda; Malacostraca; Decapoda; Nephropidae.
GCCUCUCGCAUGUAAACAACAAUAAUGUCGAGAAAAUGGCCUCCUGCAGUCUGUCAGCUGUAUUAACCCUCAUCAUUUGCUGUUGGGUCAUCGAUUCUUGCUCCAGCGUACAGUUGAAGGUGGAGCCUAAUGAGUGGCCACUGAGGAAGUAUGUGGGGGACACCCUCACAUUGAUCUGCUCCGUGAAUUACAAACAGGAAGACGACUCAAAGUAUAGCAUGUCCUGGAUUGUUCCCACAAAUGCGCAGGAGAGAGUUAAAAUGGACGAAGGUACCAGGAGAGCAACACUGACUGUUAAUGACCUGCAAGAGACAGAUGGAGGAAACUACACAUGCAAUGUUGAAGCAGAACUUGACUCACCGGUAAAGACAGUAGUGUACGUCGUCAUCCUCCCGCGUGGUCAGGUGUCCCAUUGCUCCUCUGAUGCAUUCAACUGUGCAGACGGACGCUGUAUCCCAACCCGUUACAAGUGUGAUGGCCGCCCUGACUGCCUUGAUGGCUCUGACGAGACGAGGGAGCAGUGUGGUGCAGAUGUCUGUUCAAAUAAGCUGGCUUGCAAUGACGGACGUUGCCUGGCUCGUAAUAUAUGCUGCCAAGAACGUGAUCAGUCUCCUCCAAACUGUACCAUAGAGGCCACAAUACAGUGUUGCAGGCAGCUGGUCCACCCUGCUCUCCUUGAUCAGGACCUUUAUUACUUGGAGGCAAAACCCAGCCUUCACCAACAGUGGAACAACCAACCAGAUUCAACGCUUGUUAUGGGAUGUAUUGUGGCAGUCGCAAAUUUAGUAACAGUAGCCAUUAUUGUUGGAGUGCGAUACCACCUGUGGCGCUCAAACGGUACCUCCUCUCGUGCUCACUAUCACCUAAAUCGACUACGAUCUGCAACUCUCCGUCCAUUUGGCCUGAGCUCCUCUAUCACCCCUCCGUCAACCACAGAUCAGUAUCAGCUGAGGUCAGCGGAUAACCUGUACUCCAGAAUAAUCCCUGGAUUACGUUCCGAUUUAUUAGCUCCGGAAAUUUUGCGUGAACAGCGCCACCAGUGUACACGUCAACAGCGACCGUUUAGUGGUGGAGUCGUCUUGUGUCCUCCCUCAAGUUCUCAGCCUCCACAUUACUCCCAGCUUCCUAAUGGCCCUACAGGUCCACCUCCCUCGUACCAUCAGGUUGUUGGAGCACCACCUCCUCCAUACUCCUCGCGUGACGACCUUACCGUCGGGGGCGUGAGUGACGGUUUGCCUCUCUCCCUGCUCUCCCCGCUCCUCACUAACACCCACAACAUCAACAACAAUGGAGACAUCAAUGGUAACAGCACACCUCACCUGACAGUCAUGCACAAUCAUAAUAUUGGUCACGCAGCGGCCUCACCGUCAACCUCGUCGCAUUACACGGGUUCACAGACACGAGGUAACAAAUAAGAUCCCACAUUGGAAGCUCUAACACUUCUGUUUGUUGUUUAUGUCACAGCAUAAACACUAUUGUCUUGUAAAACUGUAGCAGUUAGGUGUUCAAUUUUUAAUUACUCAUUUUCAGUAGUGUCAAGACUUGUUAGAUUUGUGAUUAAGGUGAACGUUGGUGGUUAGAUGAUGUAGAGUAGUAAGCAUUGUUAUAUGUUAUCAUACUGUAAUUGAAGGUGAGAUUUACUGAUGAAUAUGUUUUAAAGAAAAGGAAUUAUCUGUAAUAUGCAGCAGGUGGUGUUAUACUUAGCCUGGUUACCAUGUCCCUCCCUACAUCAGAUAAACAGUGGAUGUAGUAAUAAUUUUGCUGAUAUGUAAAUUUUGAAUGGUGUCUGUGUAAAGAAAAAGAUAUUUUCCAUUACAACAUAUAACAUAACAUUAUACUUUGUAAUAGAUUGACAUGAAAUGUGUAACAAAGUAUAUUUAGAUAUUUUUUAUAGAUACAGUACUGCUGUUACUUUGAUAAGAGUAGAUUAAAUUUUACUUCUUCCAUACUUUAUGCUACAAGUACAUAAAUACAUUGUGUCAAAAUGUAUUGUUGCCAGAAAUUUUAAAUAUUCUUUAUCUAUGUACAAGGCAAGUUGUGAAAGGGGGUUGUGAAAUUGCCAAUUAAUUCUGCUUUUCUGCAUCUAGGUCAGGGUCUAUCGAGUUCCUCCAAGUUGUAUCUGACUUAUUGGCAGCUUUAUAUGCAUCUAAAAAAUAUUUUUAACAACAUAAUAAUUCCUGAUUUAUAUGAAAGAUACUUCAUUUUAAAGCAGAGUUUUCAUGAAUUUAUAACAGGUGUUUAAGACCUCAGUGGUGUUUAAUCUUCCAUCAGUGAUGCUCCUUUAAGUUACCAUAUUGUGCCAACUACACUACUGUACACCAUAACUUGUAAGUCCGGAGCAGUCUCAGCUCCCAAGGUCAUGAAGGCUGGACAAGACUAGAUUGAAUCGGAAAUUGACGCUUGCAUUAUAUCGAUAUUUUGCAGGCACCUUUUGUGUUCUGGGCCGCAGUAUAUGUGUAGGGGCUGUCUCACAAAAUUUGAGGGAGCUCUUUGCUUUAUUUACUGUAAAAUCAGCAAGACCUUUGAGGCUUGAGGGUUUACCUUUCUCCAUUUCAGGAUAAUUUCUACACUUUAAGACAAAUAUUAGACAGCUUAGAAAACCAAUGCACACAUAAAAAUUGGACUAAAAAGUUACUGUUUUCAGAGGCAGAGGUACUGGAUUCACUAACAAACUCUGCACGUCUGUUCCAGUCUGGUUGAAUCUAUGUAGGCAGUGUAGAGAGGUGCACUAAUUUCAGACAGAUCAAUUCAUUAGUGUUUUUAUAAUCAGAGCCCAGGGAUCACUCAGUUGUUGAGCCAGAGGGAGAUACAGUAGUCCAGAGAAGGAAGCUCGAGUAUCCAGAUGUGUUGCCAAAUUUUGAACAUGCUCAUCAGAUGUAACCAGAUUUUCUUUUUUCAGAGUUUACUAGAUACAGUGUUAUAUAGUAUAGUGUUGUAAUGUCCCCCCCUCUCUCUCUCUCUCUCUGUGUGUGUGUGUGUGUGUGUAAGCUUUAACCCAUUAUCAUAAAAGGGUGGCCAGAAACCAAAGUAAACACAGACUUGCUCUUCAUGUGCUGUCACUUAUUCACUAUAAUUCCUAUAAGAGAUGUAUAUUGCGGCAGUGAUGUUCUUCGUGUACACCAAAGCCCCAAAAUAGCCAGCCAUCUAGUUUACACGUCUUUUCACAUAACUUUUAUGUGUUGGUUCCAUCAUUUGAUCCAUUUGCUUUUGAUUUAGCUUUUAAAUUAUGUCUCACAUCAUCUUUUUGUUUAGUGUAUUAUAGUUUUUGCUUUGAUUGGUUCAAGAGAAUAGAGGAGGGAUGAUGGGUCUAUAUAAAGUCUUGAAUGCCAUACUAAUGUCUAGGAUUUUAUUAUUUGUUCUUGAAUUGAUGAUUUUUGUACAGGAGGCAUUGAGGAGGACAGAUUUUAAUGUCAUACCAAACAUAUUAUUGAACAUUGAUCAAGAAUUUUUUUAUUAAUUACCAUAACACUUUGAGCUUUGUUGUAUCUUUCACAUCUUAUAUCUUCUGUGUGUGGGAUCUUGAGGUGUUUAAGAACCGGUUAGACUUUGUAUGUUCAGUUUACACUUCUGUAUAAAUAUAUAUAUUUUGAAGCCUUUUCCAACAUAAUGGUAUAGUGGCUGGAAUUGAGAACACACAUCCACACACAUUGUCCAUUUAUUCACUCAUUCUUUAAUAAAAGCUGUGUUCUGCUUUGGUACUUCCCCUCCACAACAUGGCCCCAAAUCUACUUUACCGCUGUAGCUGCAGAGAAGCCAGUGUCACUCACCAGCAGCACGUCCUGCCCUCAAAAUUAUUUAAUGCCAAGUUCUUCACUCUUUCAUGAACAUAACUGUUUCCUUCUUGACUAUUCCUCACUCAGAACUGUUAGUGCAUCCUUCACCUUAUCCUUCCUUUAUCUUCUUAGUCUUCCCCUCUCCCUCAUGCCAUCUGGAACUGAAUGGUGCCCAUCAUAUUUUUUUUUGUGUGUGUCAAUGUUUCACUUCCUACUUUGUCUAUUCAAACUGAGGAGACCUUUUACUUUCUUGUCUCCUGAUUGCUGUAUUUCCUAUUAUCUGCAUCUUGCAAGGUUGUAAGAAAUUAUAUUAGAGUUAUGAACCUGAUGAGAGAAUCUGUAAGAGACUGUGUAGUAUGGAUAGCUACCAUCAGGUAAUCGCUGCUAACCCACAUAAGUGUGGAAAAUAGCUGUAGAACAUUGAUGAAGAUGAUGCUGACACGUACAGCCUUUUCAUGUUCUGAUCCGGGGUGGCUGAGCAAGUGCUGACUUUUUAUUCUUAGUUUUCAGCAGAUGGUGGGUUAUCCUACCCCCAUGACAGGAUGCUAAUGCAGUAAAGUUUUUUCCAUAGUUGAUAAGCAUAUCAGAUAGUGUACUUAUUUAUAGCUAAAUGCCCUAGGGUUAGUGCACAAAGGAGAACAUGCAAUCCUGCACUCCAACUGAGAUAGGGAGGUUACUCUUGGACAAGGGGAGAAGUGUUGAUUUUAGGAUAAAGGUCAGGGUUACAGGUAAUGAAGAUAGAAUUUCAGUUGCUAGGCUGUAACAUCACUUUCCAAAUACAUGUUUACAUGGCAGGCGUAUUGUAUGUCGUUAUCAACACUCUUAUUAAAUUGCUUUGCCCCGUAAAAUAUUUGAUCACAUGAGAGAUGCUAAAUGUGACUUGGAUAAUGGUCACCCCCAGGUACAUGUAGAAAUGUGUCCCUUUUAAAAUUUAAUAGUUUUGUCCAGUGUAUGAAGUGAUUUAGUUGUUGAAAUAUAAAAUUACAAUGUACUGUAAGAACACAUGGUCUCUCACCAGCUACAGUGGUAUGGUCGGCUCUUGUAGUGAUGAUCAACUUGUAAGGCCUCUUAAAGUUGACAUUCACUUUACGCACAGCAGCAGGAGACACCAGUAGAAAUAAUAAAUCUGUAAUGGGAAAGGUAUUACUGCUCGGAUGUAGACAUUGUUCACUUGUGAAUUAUUUUGAAUACAUGAUAUUUGACGUGACAACUCAUGAGCUUUGUAGGUGUGUGUGUAUGUGUGUGUUGUUAUUACAGUACCAUGAUGACUCGCAGACCUCACCAUCAAGGUACUAGUAGUACAAGAGGUGUGCUGUUCUGUACUUCCUAUUUGGUUCGAUGGACAUUUUUUUUUAUGCUGUGCUUUGUUUUUCUCAGUGCAGUUUUUUGUAACUAAUCAAUGAUUCUUGAUCACAUUUGAUGAUGUAGGAAUAAUUCCUAAAUUUUCUCCUUCAUGGUGAACAUUAAUUCAUUUUAUAUAACAAACUGCUCCAUAUUGCAUGCUUUAAUUACCCCAUUUAACCACUUCUAUUACCUUCGUACAUGCAUAAGCUACCUUGACCUUGCAGUAAGGACAUUGUAAAGUAGUUUAAUAUUGGUCUGCUUUUGGAAAGUACCAUUCCUGUUGGCCUCUUACUGUUCAAUUAAGCAUCACAAGUUUGUAACACCACCACUGUACUGUGCAUAUCAUGAAACCUUUAAGGAAGAACAAAAUGUAGGAGUACAGUACAGUAUUUAUGGUACAGAAGGUCAAUAAGUCAAACCUGUGUUGGUAAUGAAGAUCAGAAUUUUUUAGGCCAAGCUGUUGAUGCAAUAUUUAAAACAUCUUUUAUGUAAUUUUAUUAGCUAGAAAAGCUUUCAAAUUGUUGUUGAGGUUGUGUGUAAUGAUAGCAUACAAUAUAUCAGGCAUGAAAAUAGAUCAGUUUCACUAUGGUUGAAUACUCUAAGUAUUUCAUGACUUAUGUUUGUGUGUGUUUUGUUGUCUGUGUUGUAAGGUAAUGAACCUAGAGGCUGGCCUUUAGGGUUGGAGUUCCUUGGCAGCUCAAGUAAUUAGCUUUAAAUUCCUUUACAGGCACGAUGAUGUAAUAAAUAGUACAGUAGAUGUUUAUGAACUUGUAUAUACUGUACUCUCUCUCUGUUAAAAAUAUGUCAUCAUCAUCAUCUUCAUCACUCACUCAGCAACGGGGUAGCUAGUUAUUUUUACUUUUGUUUUUGUUAUUUUGUUAAUAGUGCCAAUACUGAUGUUGUUUUGUUUUUUGUUACUUUAUAUAAUGUAGAGAUGGGAUGUCUUUAUUUAUGUGUUAAUGUUUGACCGUGAGAGAUAAUUAUUGAGGGUCAGAGGGCAGCUUAUUUACCCGGGAGAUUACAGUGUGACAGCGGUUACAGUAGUUCACUUCCUUGUGGUCACAUUUACACUAUGAUCCUGGCUGCUAAUGAUCACCCAACAGCACACAAUACUAGAUGCCAUCAUGCAGUAAGACCUGCUUCCCAGUUCAGUGUUUUUUGUUGUUUUUUUUGUUCGUACACUUAUCAUGACAUAUAUAUCUGUCAAUUCAAUUGAUUUUUACCAUUUUAUUUAUAUUUUUAUAUUUUUCUCUGUACAGGUAAGAAAUGCAGUUGCUUUAUCAAUUUAUUUAUUGAAACGAUUAUAUUUAGAAAAAUGUUGUAAACAAUCAUCUUGAAUACAGCAUCAAAAUACUUACACUAUUAUGUUAGUUCAGUAUGAUGAUUAUUAUAUGUUUUUGUUUAUAUAACUGUAGUUCACUUAAGGAAUAUUAAUACUUAACUACAAAUGGAAAAUAGUUUGUAUAAUUGGAAUAAUUUUCCAACUUUGGCAUUCUAUCCAACAUUACUUUUGCUGUAUAGUAUAUUGGUUAUUCAUUGUGUGAUGCAUGAGUGUCCGCCACCAGAGCACCUCCUGGCAGAGUGUGUCUAUCCAGGGGGCCGUCUCUGUGUUGAUGUCAGAAAUGUUGUUAAGCCUACCUAUCUAAGCUAACCUUAUUUUACCUAACCUAAUUUUACCUGAUCUAAUAAUUAUAAUCUAACCUAAAUAUACCUAACCUAACUUAACCUAAUAUUACCUAACCUAACUAACUACACAAUCUUUCAUCAUAAUUUAGGUUCUGCUUCAAAUCAGGUCAUCUGGCCAAGUACAUGUUUAUACAACAACUGUACACUGAUCUGACAGGAUGCAGAUCCCCCUCCAGGAUAAGGCAAGCUCUUUCAGGGGGUCUUAUUGUAGUAGAGUGCCACAGGUCACAUGUUUCUUCCCCUCUGCUACAGUAUAAAAGGGGAUAUCUUACUUCAGUGCUGCUUCGUAUGUUAUUUAAGAAAAAAAAAUCUUCCUAUAAUACAUGAUGUUUUGAAGUAAAUUCUCAUUUUACAAUCAGUGAAUUAUGAUAAAUCCUCUUUCUUAAGUUAUUAAGAAUCACUUAUAUGUCUUAUAUGUGUUGGUGUGUUGUGUACAGAACUGUAGAACACUAUACAGUAGGAAGCUUGAAACUGAGUGUAUACAUUACAAGUCCACACAUCAGAAGGGAACCAUUUCUGAGGCCUUAAGAAAGCACCUACUUAUGGGUGUCUGUAAGUCCCUCACUUACCCAUAUGCAAAAAAAAAUAGCUGAUAAGCACAAAAUAUAUAGAAAUGAAAGAAAUUGUAAGAAAAUGAAAGUUCUAAUAAAAAUAAUGUGAAACUGGCAGUACAGAAUAAAGAGGAGCAGCUCUGUUUAUUCAGUUGCAUUUAUGACAAUAUUAAUGGGACUAUGUAGGAGUUUCAGCUAUACAGAUGAACUCAGUUAAAUUGUAAUAUAGGCAUCCCCGGGGUUACGGAAGGUGUGUGUUCGUGAAAAUUUGUCCGUAAUACUAAACCAAUUUCCCCAUUGACUUUCAUUAUAUAAUUUGAGAUGCAUUCCCAAGGAAAUUUGUUUGUCAAAAAGACGUAAUACAAGCACAUUUAUGAAUGAAACUAAUUUUUUUUUUACACAUACUUUUAUUAUUUUAUGAUAUAAUAUGAUAAUAAAUAUACAAAACACUUGAAUUUAACUUAACACAAACAAUGUUGAGUGCUGCAUUAGGUGAGGUGGUGAGGUAAGGUGGUGCAAUCAAAGUUACUGGGAGGCAGACGGAGGGGCACUACUGGCUCCUGCCUCGCCCUGUAAACCAUCAUCAUCUACUUCAUCUGCUACAGGCCUUGCUCUUGGGGCCAAAAACUUGUCCAAGGUUGUUUGGCAUUGACGGCACAUUUUGUCCUUGUACAACUCCCUGUAGCAGUUGAGACUAUUCUGCAUUUCUCUUGAAACUUUGAGGUUGCAUUCAUGGUCAGGAUCGUUAGUAGCAAAGAUUUGCAAAGCUUCCUCUACAAGUGCAAACCCUUCAGCCAAAUGCUUUGUUGUCAACUCAAGUGCGAUCCUCUCUAUGGUACUCUAAUACCCCUGUAACUCAACCACAUCAUCUUGCACAACUUCAAAGCCUACAUUAUUUGCAAAUGUCACAAUGUCUUGCUGAACUUAUUAAUGGUUUCUGCUUGGUGAAAAUCUUGAAAGUCGUUGAUGCACUCUGGCCAUAUGUUCUUCCACACACCAUGCAUAGUUGAUGGUUUAACUUCAUCCGGCAACUUGGCUAUGUUCUCCACACCGUUCAUGAUGUUGAACCUUUUCCAGAAGUCCCUAAUUAUUGGUUUAUCCUCCCCAUCAAUUGCUGCUAUGAGCUGUUUAAAUGUUCUUCUUAGGUAAUAGGCCUUGCCUUAAAGUUUGCAAUCACACCUUGAUCCAUUGGCUGGAGCAAGACAGUUGUGUUCUUGGAUAUAUAUUCCACUCGUACAUUACCAGAAAGAUCAUUCGGGUUAUUUGGGUGGCUGGGUGCAUUAUCUAAGAGGAGCAAAGCUUUCUUGGAUAUAUUACGCUUGUUACUGUACCUCUCAACAGCAGGGGCAAAAUAGUUUGUGAACCAGUCUUGAAAAAGGCUCAUGGUCAUCCAAGCUUUCUUGUUUGAACGCCAAGUCAUUGGUAGUUUAGGCUUGGCGUAGCCCUUGAAAGCCCUUGGAUUUUCAGAGUGGUACACAAGAAGAGGCUUUAAUUUCAUAUCACCAGCAGCAUUUCCUCCCAAAAGAAGAGUUAGACGAUCUUUUGAAGCUUUAAAACCUGGUGCCGACUUUUCUUCUUUGGAAAUGAACGUCCUAGCAGGCAUGCGCUUCCAAAAAAGUCCGGUUUCAUCCACAUUGUACACUUGUUCUGGUAUAUAGCUGCCUUCAGCAAUAAUUUUCUUCAGUUCUUCCAGAUAUUUACAUGCAGCUUCUGCAUGAGCACUAGCAACUUCACCGACCAUCGUAAUGUUAUGCAAAUGAAGGCUCUUCUUAAACCUUUCAAACCAUCCUUUACUCGCCUGAAAAGGUUUUGCAUCAGAACUUGCACCUUGUUCUUUCUGCAAAUCCUCGUGCAAACUUUUUGCUUUCUCCUGAAUGAUCAUCGUGCUUAGCGACACAUUCCGUUUUGUUUGGCCUUCAAUCCACAAAUUCAAGUCUUUCCAUAUUAAGCAUCACAUUACGUCUAUGAAAAAACAAUGUACGGACAGUUACAGGAGUAGCCAAUUGAGCACUUGACCUAAUUUUGUCUUUAUUAUCACGUAUUGUGCACACUGUAGUCGUAGCAAGGCCUAAUGUUUUUGCAACCUGGCUAAGUUUUUCUCCCGCAUCAAACCUCCAUAAAACAUCAAGCUUAAUGUCCAAUGUAAUUCCUUUAUGGGAUCUUUUAGCACCACUGCUUUCACUUGAACUUGGCCUCUUUCCAGUUAUCUUGAAUAAGGGUACACAGUAAUACAGUCCUGAAUACAGAAGUAUGUAAGUGUCGCGAGACCAAUCGCACACGACCCCGCACGUGGGUUCAAACAGAACGGGUUGGCGUGGCGUGGGUACGCGGCGUCCCCACUGUGCAGUUUUGUAGCAACCACCAAGAAAUUCACACGAAAGAAAUUUUAACAUCUCUGAAUUUUGUUCUUAUAGUUGUUCUUAUAGUACAGGUAUUGAAAAAAAAAGCUUAUAAUAUUUUAUACCCAAUUUCCGUAAUGGGAAAUUUUUUGUCCGUAUCCCAGAUAUAUGGGUCAUAAUUUACAAAAUCCAUAAGAGCGAAUUUCCGUAACCUGAGUUGCCAUAACCCCGGGGGAUGCCUGUACACUGUACUGUAUGUACUAUACAGUAUAGUACUCUAAUAUCAUUUGGGUGUUGUGGAUAUGUAAAAUUCAGUUACACAGACCUUCAGAAAUUUGGAUGUUUUGCUGUUCUUACCAUUUAUAGUGCCAAAAAAAAAUAAAGGGUAUAUUAUUUGUAAAUUUACCAAAA